AUGAAGGGAACAUCUUCAAUUAUGUGUCGUAACAGUAAGAUCAUGGGAGACAUGAAGACUCCGGACUUUGAUGAUUUACUGGCCGCCUUUGACAUUCCAGACAUGGUCGAUCCUAAAGCUGCUAUUGAGUCGGGCCAAAAGCUUCAAUCUCGACUGCAACUUAAAUCCAUUUCUAGUGAACCCAAAAAGAGUUCUCAAAGUUCUCUGGGUGAUGCCUUCAACAAAGUCCUCACAAGCAUCAAUCCCGUUCCAGUCUAUGUCCCAAACCUGUCCCCUCCAUCCACAGCCAACCUAAUUCUACCUUCUCGAGGCUACAUGUGCGUCGAGUGUGGCGAUUCUUUUGCCCUGGAGAAAAGCCUGACCCAGCAUCGCGAACGGCGAAGUGUUAGAAUUGACGUGGCUUGCAACCACUGCGACAAAAGUCUAGUGUUUUACAACAAGUGCAGCCUGUUGUCUCACGCCAGAAGCCACAAAGACAAAGGUGUGGCCAUGCAGUGCUCCAACCUCAUCCUCAAACCGAUCCCAACUGACCAGAUGAUUGCGACCGCAAAUCCGGCAAGUUUACACAGUAUGAGACGUGAUUCAGACUCCAAAAAGGCUCCAAAACGAGAGUCGCAGGUGGUGGAACUGUCUUUGCCGUGUGCUGCUACAGUCGAGGAUGAAGUGUCUAAACUGGAUCAGCCAAACCAUAAGUGUUGGGAGUGCAAGGAAAUGUUUGAGGAUGCCAACUCUCUAGCAGCCCACUACCAGCAGGAGUCCAGUAACCAGAAAACGUGUUCUGUCUGCCAAAUGAUGCUGCCAAAUCCAUGCAGCUUUCAGUCUCAUCAGCGAAUUCACCAACACAAGGCUCCGUACGUCUGUCCUGAAUGUGGAGCCAGUUUUCAGUCGGUCCAUAUUCAAGCAAAUCACGUCAACAGGACCUGCCUUCACUACAGCCGGCGGAGUGGGUUCAGAUGUGUCCACUGCAGCAUGGUUUUGGCGGAUGCUUCCACUCUCAAGGCCCACAUUCAAAGUUCUCACUGUGAGGUCUUCUACAAAUGUGCGAUCUGCCCCAUGGCUUUCAAAUCUGCCCCUGGGACGCACUCUCAUGUCCACACGCAGCAUCCAGGAGGGAAAGCAGGAGAGCCCAAGCUGAUCCACAAAUGUGCCAUGUGCGACACAGUAUUCACUCUUCAGUCUCUUCUUUACAAACAUUUGGAACAACACGUCAACACUCACAGAGUCGCGGUUUUCAAAUGUCCAAACUGCUCCAUGAACUACGCUCACAAACAACUCAUGCUCGAUCACAUCAAGGCCACUCAUGGAACUCUGAAGCCAGCUGAGGGCCCACCAAACCUCAGCCUCCCUCUGAUCCUGAGGGCCACCAACUCCAACUGCUCCAGUAUCAACUUGAACCACAGCAAAGAGAGUGGAAAUGAAAACAGCCCUGACAAGUCUCUGCCAAAGAGAGGAAGCAGCAACAACCACAAAGAGCUGAGGUGCAGUGAGUAUGUGUGUGCGGAGUGCAACACGAGCUUCAGCUGCAGAGAGACUUACGGUCGACAUCUGCGCCUAAAGCAUGGAAAGGUAUUAAAAAAACACCCGUGUCAUCACUGCGAGAAAUGCUUUUCUUCAGUGCACGCUCUGUAUCGACAUAACCGCCUCAAACACAAGGACAAAAGUCUCUCCUAUCCACAAUGUCCGCCUCUGAGUCAACCCUUUAUUCAAAGAGUCGUGUUGGAUCAAAAUAUUCAUCAAGAAGGGAAGACUAAAAACGCAACAAUUACAGAGACAGCGCCUGCUCAAGAAACGAUAAUUCCAAAGCGAAAGCCCGAAGUGUCUUCAGACGGCAGCUGCAGAGACUUUGAUUUAGUGCCUUUGAAGAAGCUCAAAGUCAAUAUUAUAAACAUUCUGAAAUGCGCCGUUUGUGGCUUUAACACCGAGAACACCACGGCUUUCAGAGAGCACAUUCCUCGGCACAAGACUGACGGGUCUUCGUACCAAUGUAAGGAGUGCGGCCUCUGCUACACCUCGCCUCGCUCCUUAUCCAGACACCUGUUCAUCACCCACCGCCUGAAGGAACCUCGCGGACAAGGCCACAGCUGCCCCAGACAGGGCAGAGGGGCUGACGAGAGCCAGAGAGAGAACCAGCUGAGCGCCGACGAGAACGACGACGGGGCGCCAAACACCAGGUGCAAAGUCUGCAGCAGAGACUUUGAAACGGAGGCCAUCUUGAACACCCACAUGAGGACACAUGGGAUGGCUUUCAUUAAGGCCAAAGCGAGGAGACUCAGAGAGGAGAUGAAUACUGACUAG
Molecule: messenger RNA, 2295 nt
Organism: Knipowitschia caucasica
Lineage: Eukaryota; Metazoa; Chordata; Actinopteri; Gobiiformes; Gobiidae
Source: the annotation of a GenBank genome assembly